AUGUCAACCAAACAUACGAAAAAACCUGAGCUCGCGCCUCACGCUCCAGACGGCGAGGAGUUUUAUCGGGCAAAGGCAAAUUCUAUGGUACGCCAGCUGGCUGCCCUAAAUUUAUUUCUAACAGAGGAGCAGUUGGCCAAAUUCGACGAAAGUGAGUUGCAGGUGCGGUUGGAUUUAAUCGAGCGCAUGUACUCUGAUUUCGAUAGCUCUCGACUUAACCUCGAACGGCUUGUGAUCGAGGAGCUGGAGUCGGAUGCGCGCUUAACCUUUACCACGGCAUAUUGUGAGACGAAAGGAAGGAUCUGCCGCCAUCUCAAUAGUGAAAAGAGAAAGUCGUUGGCAAAUUCAACUGAGCUGCAUGGCAUCCUCGGUGGCCACACUGCCGCCUUCAAGUGCAACUCGCGGCCCACCAGGCUACCGGAAUUUCAGCUUCCGCGAUUUGGCGGAGCAUACAUCGAUUGGCCGGAUUUCUUCGCCAUGUUCAACACGGUAGUGGGAAAGAACGAAGACCUAACAAAGGUGGAAAAAUUCCAGCAUCUUCGUGCAUGUUUGGACGGCAUAGCGCUGGAUGCAAUUCGCUCUCUAGAGCCCACGGAAAAUAAUUACGACAGGGCUUUGGAAUUAUUAACCUCGAGAUUUGAUAAUAAAUUAUUGCACUUUCAGGCUCAUGUUCGGUCUUUAUUCAAGCUACCAGGGGUGGAGAAGGGAUCCGCAAGUAGCCUGCGGCAGUUGAGCGACAAGGCAAAUUCUCAUUUGCGCGCCCUGGCUACUAUGGCCUCUACGAAGGAAAUCUAUGACGGCCUUUUAAUCCAUCUCAUCGUUUCAAAACUGGACAUUCAGACCCAGGAGAGGUGGGAAGAAGGGUUGCCUUCCAAGGAGCUGCCAAAUUGGGAUAAAUUCUCAUCGUUUUUGGAUCUUAGAUGCCGCAUGAUGGAAAAUUUGGAAUACGCUAUGAAAACCCAGAUGAUAUUAGUGUUCUUACGCCUGCACACUUUCUCAUUGGAUCUACAUUCACCGCAAUGGAUGAGCCUGAUGUCACCCAUCUGAACAUCGACCGCUUGAGCCGGUGGCAGCGUGUAUGCCAAAUGCAGCAAACCUUCUGGCGCAAAUGGAGCGCCGACUACCUUUCGCUGCUGCAGGAGCGGACCAAAUGGCGCCUUCCUGUGAGCAACAUACAGGCAGGAAGCAUGGUCCUCAUCAAGGAGGACAACAUACCCCCUUUGCGGUGGCGCCUCGGCAGGAUCGAGAGCACCAUCUCCGGAGAGGAUGGCGUCGAACGAGUUGCAGUCAUCCGAACCGACUCUGGACUAUGCAAGCGGGCAAUGAG
This is a messenger RNA of Drosophila rhopaloa, 1327 nucleotides long. RefSeq lists its product as uncharacterized. The record is from RefSeq and is a predicted model, not a curated record. NCBI's taxonomy places the organism in Eukaryota, Metazoa, Arthropoda, Insecta, Diptera, Drosophilidae. The transcript is spliced from 2 exons. The coding region runs from base 1 to 1047 and encodes 348 amino acids.